AGCAAAACUAAAGUUCAAUUUAGACUUUACGUGCACCUCUUAGACCUUGGUCGUUUCGAACCCUAAUAUACUACCGGCGUAAUUCCAAUUCUCGAUAACACUACAUAUUGUUAACGUGCUACAAAUGAGUAUAUUUUACGCCGUACAGAUGUGACAAAAGGCCUUAAGGGACUUCGAUGAUUUCUUGUGUUUUCUCAGAAGGUUCGCUUAUUGCAAGAUUCUGUACUUACCAGACUUUUCCCACAACCAUCCAAGGCCAUUAAAGUAAAUUAAAUCAAGGUUAGAUUUUUACUUUAUCGUAAUAUUCCCGCUCAACCUUGUAAUUCGCCGUCUCAUUGAUGCUCGAUACAAGCGUCGUAUCCCCCAACUUUAAACGUCAUCUAAUAAUACUCGAGUAUCCCAGCAACUCCGGUCCCUCCGUCACAGGAAUAAAUGUAUAAAUCUCGCGACCCCUCCCACUAUAGUCCUCAUUUACACAUCACAACCACACUGCAGCCCAACACCCACACAGUCCAAAACUUUCCACAAUGCGCUUCUCCAUCCUCUUCGUCGCAGCCACAAUCUUCGCUCUAGCCCUCGCCGGCAACCUCGACCCCCGACGUGACAUUUGCGGAAAGUUGACUCAACAACAGUGGCAAGAUUGCAUCGACAAAGUAACUCUCUCUUUCCAUACUGUUGUCGUUCUCGGAGCUAACUCGAAGUAGUGCAGGGCAUCAGAUAGCACAUUGUCGUGCGCGAAUGGCCAGUGUGUCUGCACGCCCAACAAUUAGAGUCCGGCGAGGGCUAGAUGAUGUUAUACUGUGGGUCGACAAUUGCUAUGAGGAAUGUUUUUGGAAAGCGGGAAUCUCGGAUGUUGUGUAUAUCGUGGAUGAAAUCUGUAGAUACAAUUGAGCAAUGCAAAUUAUCAAAACCCUGG
Hymenoscyphus albidus is the source of this 916-nucleotide messenger RNA. Lineage: Eukaryota; Fungi; Ascomycota; Leotiomycetes; Helotiales; Helotiaceae. The record is from the annotation of a GenBank genome assembly.